Messenger RNA from Varroa destructor (honeybee mite), 2265 nucleotides. Its product is annotated as gamma-sarcoglycan-like. NCBI's taxonomy places the organism in Eukaryota, Metazoa, Arthropoda, Arachnida, Mesostigmata, Varroidae. Gene Ontology annotation, cellular component: sarcoglycan complex; membrane. The record is from RefSeq and is a predicted model, not a curated record.
GAGAGGGCGCUCUUAAGCGGAACGUUGUGCUAGUGCAGCGAGAAAAUGGGCGGAUGAGCCAUGCGGUUGAACUACAACGGACGGUCAGUGUUUAAAUGCUGAAAUGCGCAUAAAUUCGAGAUUGAUUUACGUUAUUUGACUCACAGCGUUUUUGAUAACGGGUACGGCAUCUAGUUGGCCUAUAUGUGAUCCCAAUAUGCCUAUUAAAAGGGCUAACUUGAAUCACUACCUUCUUUAGUUCACCUGUUUUGCAUACAGAUUGUGUACAUAGUGUGUGUGUUUCUCUCUAAAUCCAAGGAUUUCGAAAACCGAGCAUUUAUAUUGACGCAUUUAUCGUGAUCUGUAAGGCAGUGAAUGCCAUUGCAUUAUGAUAUUUUUUGUGUGGACCCGCCGAAACGGAUCCCGAGUCCUAUAAAGCGUAUUUCCAAAACUAAACAUCCUCGAGGGUGUAGCGCUCGUACCCAGUGCCAGUACUCGUUUGGAAUACCUUUAACGCCUGCACCUUCGGUAUUCGACGGCCUUGUCAUCGACAUUCGUGGCUGGCGUAAGCGCUACCUUCUGAUGCUGUUGAUCGCGUUGUCGUGGCUCGUAGCACUCAAUCUUCUGCUUACGCUGUGGAUAUCGAGGGCGAUAAAUUUUUCGCUCGCCACUGGAGCGCCCUCUGUCGCCAUCAAAGCUAACUCACUGAGAGCCAACGACAUCGUCAACUUUCUUGAUGAUAUCGCUGUCAAAAAUAUUCACUCCCGAAUCGAUGAACCAAUCUUUAUUCUAUCGCAGAUCAACAUAACGCUGUCCUCGGCAGCAAGAACUCGCAAUGUAAGUUCUACAAGUUACAUGUCAAUUGCCCCGGAUCGGAUAAAUGUCCUCGCCGAAAGCUUCUCUAUACAUAGCGCAGAUGGAAAGCUUAUUUUCCAAGCAAGAGACCAGCAACCAUCAGCAUCAUCGUCACAGGCUAUCACCACCGUAACACAUACCCUUAGGAUCAUUGGUCGUGGUGGAGUGCGUUUCGAGGAUGGCGUAUCAUUACAAACGCCUGUGGUGGCAUGGGGCGACUCUGGAGGCCUCCGGAUAGAGAGUGCCACUCGCGAGCUUCGCGUUGAGGGCCCUCGCAGAGUCUCGAUCGAAUCUUCUGAAGCACGCGUAAUCCUUGAAGCCAACCAGAACCUGACUUUUACCUCCAGCCAAGGCAAGGUUGUGCUUUGCGCAGGAUCCAUCUAUCUGGAGAAGCUGCGCAGCCCGUUGGCAUCUAAAGCAGGAAAAGCCUACGGGGGCGUCUACCAAUUGUGCGUCUGUACAAGCGGCCGCCUUUUCCUAGCAUCUCCUGCAGCUUCCUGUCGGACACAUAACCCUGAUCUAUGCACAAAAGCCCUAAUGAGAAGCAGUACCAGCUAAAGCUGACUGCAACUUCGGCUUUGGCCAUUUGAGAAGUGCAUCUCUGUCACUGCCGAUUACCUAGCUGCCUCACGCUAGUGCACAUAACGCAUUGCAUAUCUGGCCUAUUUACCUAAAAACAGUCCGAAGGUAGAUGUUUAGAUAAUAUUGACUAUAUGUCCUCGCGCACACAGCUGCGUCCUAGUGUCGGUCCUACAGCUAGACAGGCAAACUAUUAGGGGUGACGAUAUGAACAGGUGUAUUGGUAAUAACAAGGGCGAAUUCGUGGUUCUAAUUUCGAGCAGAACUUGGGAGCUGAAAGGCUCGUACGUUUUACUUACUAAAGCAUAUUCGCUCUCCACAGUUCGUUUUGCACAGAAGCUAUUAUUAAAAUGAAAGGGGCAAAUAGCAAGUUGGGCUUUCAGGCCAAGAUUGGCAUAUGUUUAGAAAACAUGUCAUUCGAAGCGCAUUCUGAACAAUAUUUUCCUGUUUGCUCGGCCUUAUUCCCUUGGAUCUAAUUCUGUCAUUGUCAGACACCCGGAACGAUAGCCUAGUAUGAAGAUCCCCUUUGCGAUAUAUACGAACCGCUAAAAUUGACCGUUGCAUUUGCUACAGAGAUACGGCCAUUCGAUUAAUUUUAUAGUGUAAAAGUUCCACUUCUAUCAGUAAACGGAGAUGGCUAUCUCGAUAUCUAUCCAGAGAAGAAUGCUCAAGCGUAGGGUUCGCCUAUGAUUGCGGCGAGAGCGUACAAAUAGAUCGGAAGUAGUUGAAAUGUAUAGAUAAUAAUGUUAUGAGAAUGUAAGUUUUAAGGUUUUCCAAUGUAAGGAGGGCCUAUGGCAGAGCUAGCUAAUAGCUCAUAGCAUAGUAAAUACUCAGAGACCCUUGAUAGGUUAU